Molecule: messenger RNA, 318 nt
Organism: Funneliformis geosporum
Lineage: Eukaryota; Fungi; Glomeromycota; Glomeromycetes; Glomerales; Glomeraceae
Source: the annotation of a GenBank genome assembly
AUGUCAUUUUUGCCCUAUUCAACUGCUAUUCCAGCCAUGAAUGUACGACCUUGGUUUUCAGCCUGUAUUUCAAGUGGUCUAGAUAAUAUUCACCAAGCUGAUAUAAUAAGGCGACUAUCAUAUUCAAGUUUUUCUGGAAGAGGUUCAGAUGACUUGAUUUCAGGAAGAAAUGACCCAUUUGAGUUUGGUAUCAUUGAAGUUUUUCGCGUUAAGACAUACACGAUCAGUCCUAAUAAAAAAGUAACCACCACUUCUUCGAUUCCUCCUGCAUGUAUUCGUUCCAGAAGUGCAAAAUCUUGUUUUGAUCCAGGUCACUAA